Xyrauchen texanus (razorback sucker) is the source of this 861-nucleotide messenger RNA. RefSeq lists its product as uncharacterized. The coding region runs from base 103 to 861 and encodes 252 amino acids. The record is from RefSeq and is a predicted model, not a curated record. The transcript has 6 exons. Lineage: Eukaryota; Metazoa; Chordata; Actinopteri; Cypriniformes; Catostomidae.
UUGUACUUAGAGCCUAAGAGCAGAGUUACAUUUCCCUGUGCAAGACUGAAAAGAGGACAUUUGGAUGUGGCAGAUGGUUCAGGAGAUGCAGAUGUUGAGACCAUGUCUCCAUCUGGCGAUAUUCAGCUGGAUCCAGAUGACACGGCCAACAUGGUUUUGGCUUUCACCGGUGACCACAUAGAUCAAGGGGACAGAAUCAAUCCACACCUGAGCACUGCAGAUGUUGAGACAAUGUCUCCAUCUGGCGAUCUUCGUCUUCAGCUGGAUCCAGAUGUCACGGCCAACAUGAUGUCUUCAUCUGGUCACUUUCUGCUUACAUCUGAGCUGCAACCAAGUGACAUGGCCCAGCAGUUUAGUUGUGAUUCAUCAUCUGAAGGCAGUGUUUCUGAAGUUGAUUCGGAAAUUCCAGAUAUUCCAGAAGAUGAUCCAUUCAGACAGAUAGGUUUUGAUACAGACAUGGAUUCAGUACUAAUGUCAGCAGGUACAACGACAAAGGCUGAGGCACUGCUCAUGGUGAUGAGUCAUGCAGCCAGACAUAAUAUAACAGGGACACAACUUCAUGACUUAUUACAGCUCAUAAAUACUCUGUUUGGCAAAGAGGUGUUACCCAGAUCAAAAUAUUUGUUCAAUAAGGUCUUUAAAAACAACUCCGACAUUGUGGAGUUCCACUUCUACUGCAAAACCUGUAAAGUAUACAUUGGCACAAAAGAAGACAUACAAGACAAAAACAUUGCACAGUGUGCAAUCUGUAGUGCUUCAAUUGAAAUCAGUUCCUUGAACAGUGCAAGCUUUUUAUCAACAUACCAAUUGCACCUCAAAUCCAGACGCUGCUUGAAAAUCCUCAGAUUCAAAACAGCAUGA